CUUGCACCGGAAGCAGAAGGCAUUUCGCUUCCGGGUCGGCGGUGCCUGCGCUGGGCCGGCUGCGGAGUCAGUUGUGGCAGAAGAGGUCCACAACCAUGUCUGUGGCAACAUCCUCCCAGAUUCCAGAAGGCACUCAGCAAUAUGGAUAUCUACUUAGGGCAGUGAGCAGGCUAAAGAAGAGCUGAGUAGGAGAAAAUGAGUUCAGCGGGGAAGAGAAGAGGAAGGCCGAAUAGAGGCGGAGGAAGAGGACGAGGCAGAAGCGGAGGAGGAGGAGGAGGAAGAGGCAGAGGACAAUGUAACAAAUCUCAUGCUGGUGGAAAUAAGAAAGGGUCAAGCAAAACUUGGGAUGAUGGGGAUGACUUUUGCUGCUUUGAGGAACUGCCAGUUGCAUCCAGAACAAGCUGCGUUAUCAGAAGAGGAGAGCAAAGCAAACAGAGACCUGAAACGAGGAUGCCUCUGCAGACCAUACAUAUGACAUCUGAGAAUCAGCAAAGGGUGAAAGAACUCCUCCGAGAACUGCAGGGACAAGAGCUGACUGCUGGUUCCGAAAUGGCUGCAUCAGAUGGUGAUGAUGAACCUGAUUAUUUUGAUGACGUGCCUUGCUGGUCAGCAGACGAAGAGAUUUCUGAAGUAACUACAAGGGUGGUUUCUGAACCAGAUGAACACAAAAUGGUGGAAAGUGAGGUGUCUUCAUUUGCUGUGCAUAAACUUUCCAGGUAUGGCUUUGAUAAUGAGCGCUGUCGGACAAUUCUAAGAUCCUGCAAUGGUAACAUUGGGGCAUCCUUGGAACACUUGCUGUUGCAGUGCUUUUCAGAAAAAUACGGAGAGAGGAUGCAAAUCUCAGAAGCAGCUGUUCAGGCCAGUAUAGAAGAAUGCUUGGAACAAAGGCAAGAAGAGGCUUUUGCUCUCCAUUCAAUCUAUGGAGAAAACUUUGUAGAAAGAAUUAAAAACAGAGUUUGGAUAUUUGGAUUGGAACUGGAGCACCUAACAAAUAAAGUCAGCAAAUCCAAACAAAGGGAUAGUGCUGCCAAAGAUGUGGAAAAACAGACUUUAAAUAAAGUCUGUAAAUUUUACCUUCAAGGGGGCUGCAAGUUUGGCUCAAGAUGCAAAUUCCAACAUGAGACUCCUCCAAAGCACCUGCCAAGAACAUUACAGAAUUCUGUGGAUGACGCUCACCUCAGAUCUAAUGGCGAUACCUCUCCUUUGUACGAACUUGAAAUCAGAUUUCCUGAGGAUAACAAAUACCCAUAUCAGGCACCCAUUGUGGCAUUUUAUUCCACCAAUGAGAAUCUACCUCUGGCUUAUCGUUUACACAUUGCUGAAUUCCUCUAUGGAAAGGCCUUGAUGUCUGCAGAGGCUAAUGAACCAGUUGUGUAUUCUUUAAUAACCUGUUUAGAGGAUGAAUCGGAAAUAACUGAGUUACUUACUAAUACUUACCACAAGUAUAGUGUCCCUCCUAUGUCCCUGCUGGACAUGCCCUCAACAAGAACCCGUACAGACUGUCAUAAACAAGCGUUUCCAGAUAGUUCACCUGUUUCAAAUUGCAUGUCAGAAGUCACAGAAGAGUCUGAACCUGAGAAUGAUGACGAUGAGGAGGAAGAGGAGCCUGAAACUGUUAUUGUGGAGAAUGAGAGUUAUGUGAACCUCAAGAAGAAGCUUUCCAGAAAGUAUGACAUGCAGGCAAAGUCUGUGUAUAAUGAAAAUGUUAAAAUCUGCAAGCAAUUCCGAAUAAAGCAGUCUUCUAGGCACUUCCAAUCCAUGUUGCAAGAAAGACAGAAUCUCCCUGCGUGGGAAGAAAGAGAAACCAUUCUUGAUUUGCUGACUAAGCAUCAGGUGCUUGUUGUGAGUGGCAUGACUGGCUGUGGGAAAACCACUCAGAUUCCUCAGUUUAUUUUGGAUGCUUCACUGAGGGGUCCUCCAAAUAGGGUAGCCAAUAUCGUAUGCACCCAGCCUCGCAGGAUCUCUGCCAUUUCUGUAGCUGAACGCGUAUCCAAGGAGAGAACAGAAAGAGUUGGGAUUACUGUGGGAUACCAGAUCCGCUUAGAAAGUGUAAAGUCACUGGCUACCAGAUUGUUGUACUGCACGACUGGAGUGCUGCUGAGAAGACUAGAAGGAGACAUGACUUUACAGGGAAUCACCCACGUUGUUGUUGAUGAAGUUCAUGAAAGAACAGAAGAGAGUGACUUCUUGCUGCUGGUUUUGAAGGAUAUUAUGUUUCAGAGGCCAGACCUGCGUAUUAUACUAAUGAGUGCCACCUUGAAUGCAGAGCUUUUCUCUCAGUACUUUAACUCCUGUCCAGUUAUUAACAUACCAGGUCGGACAUUCCCUGUGGAUCAGUUUUUUCUGGAAGAUGUAAUUGCAGUCACAAGGUAUGUCUUAGAGGAUGGUAGUCCGUACAUGAACAACACGAAGCGAGGUCCAGAAGAAAAACUUAAAGCAAGACGCAAGAGAACUGCAUUAGAAGAAGUAGAGGAAGAUCUAAGAUGUUCUCACCUCCUAGAGGAUGACACUACUGUCAAGGAUUCAGUCCCAGACCAGCAAUUAACUUUUAAACAACUCCUGAUACGAUACAAAGGGAUUAGUAAAUCAGUGCUAAAAACGAUGGCUGCCAUGGACUUAGACAAAGUUAAUCUGGAAUUAAUAGAGUCCCUGCUGGAGUGGAUAGUCAGUGGGAAACACUCAUACCCACCAGGUGCUGUACUGAUAUUUUUGCCUGGUCUUGCAGAAAUUAAGAUGCUUUAUGAACAGCUACAGUCUAAUGCCCUUUUCAAUAAUAGACACAGUAAACGCUGUGUUGUUUAUCCACUCCAUUCCUCACUGUCCAGUGAAGACCAGCAGUCUGUGUUCCUGAAGCCUCCUGUAGGAGUUACCAAGAUCAUCAUAUCUACGAACAUUGCAGAAACAUCCAUCACCAUUGACGAUGUGGUCUUUGUGAUUGAUUCUGGGAAAAUGAAAGAGAAAAGAUACGACCCCAGCAAAGGAAUGGAAAGUCUGGAAGACACAUUUGUGUCCAAAGCUAAUGCGUUGCAAAGGAAAGGGCGGGCAGGGCGCGUAGCCUCUGGAGUCUGCUUUCAUCUUUUCAGUAGCCAUCACUACAAUCACCAGCUUAUAAAGCAGCAGUUACCCGAAAUACAAAGAGUGCCUUUGGAACAGUUCUGUCUCAGAAUUAAGAUUUUGGAUAUGUUUUCUGCACACGGCCUUCAAUCUGUCUUAUCCCGCCUGAUUGAGCCGCCAAGAAUUGAAUCUCUGCGUGCAUCGAAACUGCGACUGCAGGACUUGGGCGCUUUAACUCCAGAUGAAAAACUCACCCCCUUGGGGUAUCACUUGGCCUCCUUGCCUGUAGAUGUGCGGAUUGGAAAACUAAUGCUGUUCGGCACCAUUUUCCGUUGCCUGGAUCCUGCCCUAACUAUAGCAGCAAGUCUGGCCUUCAAGUCCCCUUUUGUGUCUCCAUGGGAUAAAAGGGAGGAAGCGAACAAAAAAAAGCUGGAAUUUGCAAUAGGAAACAGUGAUUACCUGGCUCUUCUCCAGGCUUAUAAGGGCUGGCACUUAAGUACCAAAGAGAGUUCUCGUGCAAGCUACAGCUAUUGCAGGGAGAACUUCUUAUCAGGAAGAGUUCUUCAAGAAAUGGCGAGCCUAAAAAGGCAAUUCACAGAACUGCUGUCUGAUAUUGGAUUUGUGAAGGAGGGGUUAAGAGCCAGGGACAUGGAGAAGAGGUGGUCUCGAGGAGAUGGUGUUUUGGAUGCUACUGGAGAAGAGGCAAACUCUAAUGCAGAGAACAUCAAGUUGAUAUCAGCAAUAUUAUGUGCUGCUCUGUAUCCCAAUGUUGUCCAGGUGAAAACCCCAGAGGGGAAAUACCAGUAUACCAGUGCAGGAGCAGUUAAAUUACACCCAAAGGCAGAGGAGUUGAAGUUUGUUACAAAAAAUGACGGUUAUGUUCACAUUCAUCCUUCCUCAGUGAAUUAUCAAACCAGGCACUUUGACAGCCCCUACUUGGUGUAUCACGAGAAGAUCAAAACCAGCCGUGUGUUCAUCCGGGACUGCAGUAUGGUGUCGGUGUACCCGCUGGUCUUGUUUGGAGGAGGGCAGGUCCACGUGCAGCUGCAACGGGGGGAGUUUGUCAUUUCGCUUGAUGAUGGAUGGAUUCGAUUCGCAGCAGCCUCCCACCAGGUGGCAGAGUUGGUGAAAGAACUCCGCUGUGAACUAGACCAGUUACUCCAGGAUAAGAUCAAGAAUCCCAGCAUGGAUUUAUGCACGUGCCCGCGAGGAUCCCGUAUCAUUAGCAUGAUUGUAAAGCUUGUGACCACCCAGUAAUCUGAGAAGCACUUUUAUAAAGACCCACUUCUAACUGUGCUCGGAAAUGGAUUCUGGUCCCGCAAUGUUUUUGUAUUGUCAGAGUGUGGCACUGAUCCUGGUAGCGCUAAAUUGGUAAAUGGGCCAUUUUAGCUUUCAGAAAAUAGUCAAAGAAAUAAACCUGAGCAAAAUGGCUUCUGCUGAAAAUGAAAGGGCUCACGGAACAAACUAAGGAAUGGAAAGCUGGCAAUUCUCGUGAUAGUGAUUGAAAACUCCAAAUCAGAGAAGGAAAGCGUAGAAUUUGUUUAAAAAAAAAAAAAAAAUUCUGUUCAGUGCUGGAGUAUGUUUUCUGUGGUCUGUUUUUGUCAGUGUUCUGUUUUUUCCGGUACAGCACUUUUAACUGACUUUUGUUAGGAAGAUCAAGGAAUCACGUGCUAUGCAGCUUGCCCUUGGAGCAAUAUAAUUAUCAAGAGAGAGAGACAGCGCACAUUACCUGGUCAGGCUGCCCAGAACUUUUCUACAAUCAGUAUAAACUACAUGGCCAAGAACCCCACCUUCAGCAGCUGUUCAGUCUAACAUCGGCACUUAUCAAUCAUUUUAGGGUACAGCAGCUGUUAAGAGCUCAGUUUAAGGACUAGUACGUGAGUUGGUCAUUAAACUAGUUGAUUGUCUUUAAAACUAAGUGUGUUGGUCCCUCAUCAGUGUGCAAAAGCUGGUCUGCCCCUAGUUAUUCACUGAUCGGAACGUUUGUGUGUGUUUGAACCUGGCUCUGACCAAUCCCACUGCGAUUUCGUAUCUUUCACUGGAGUAGUGGUGCCCAAACUUUUCCUGUCAUGUUGUCCGUCCCGUUCCCCCCCCCCCCCGGCCCAUACCAGUCAUGGAAUUUGGCCCCCCCCAACCCCACAAUUACUGUGCAGCCAAGGCUUCCUCAGCUGAGAAGCUUGGCCUGGGGGCAGAGAGGGAAUGAGGGUGGAGCCAGGCUGGGGCUGGAGCAGGGGGCGGAGUGGAGCUGUGGCUGGAGGCGGAGCUGGGCUGCGGCUGGGGGCAGAGCAGGGCUAGGUGGUUCUCCCUCCCCACCCAUGGGGGCUGGCCUGGGCCCCGCUGCGCACCCCCCCUGAACAUUCCUCCGCACCUCUGUAGCUGGGCGUGCCCCACAGUUUGGGGACCACUGUUCUAGGGUGUCUUCUCAAGGAGCUGGGACUUGCACACACAUGGCUGCAUCCAAAGCCCGCUGAAGUCAGAGGAGCCUUUCUGUUCACGUCAGUGGGCUUUGGACCAAGCCCACAAUUCCCCAUCCAGCCAGGAGAGAGAUGGGACCUUUAUAUCUUAAAUUGAUUUCAGUAAAUGACUGUUGUGUUAAAGACUGUUUCCUGCUAUCAUCCCUUAUUAAAUCUCUAAAGGCGGCGGGCUCUUCCUCCUGAACAGCUGCUUGGCUGGCCGCCCAAAAUACACCAGCUUUCUAAGGGCAAAGCUGCUCAAAUACAUUUACACCCUUCUCUUCGCAGAAGGGCUGGAGUAUUUCCUCCAUGGGUUUCACUGACAUUGAUCCACCUCUGGGUGGUAAUCAACGUGAAUGUGAAACUCUGCUACUUAACAGGAAAUCGCCCUGCUCAUGUGCACUGGAGACCAACUGAAAAGAAGUCACAUGUUUCAAAGUCAUAGAAGCUUUCUAGCCAAACCCUCGUGCGGAGGGACCAGGCAAUGGAGCCAGGGACCUGGAGCACUCGGGAUUGAUCAUGAAAUAUGGAGCCUUCCCUUCUGCAGUGCUUACUUUCAGUCGAACAAAGAUGUUUCCAGAAAUGGCUGUUCGGUGCCCCGUGGGAAAUACCUAGCGGAAGGAUCCUUUGUGCGAUUACAAGUGAAAGCAUCGUGGCCUUCGCCUGCUGCUUGAGGAUCAUUUGGACGGAAGCACUGUGACUGCAUGGUUUGGCGCAGUGGCUAGUUGCUUCCCAGGGGAGAUGCCGGUCACAAUUAGCCGGGGCACAUUCCUGAUGGGUGCUGGCUACUGCUAGCAGCCCUCCACAUGUUCGCUAAACUGGCCUGAUUCCUUGACAAGGGAAUUGUGCAAAUUGCCUCUGUUUAAAGCAGUGAAUCAGUCAGCCCUGGAGGCAGGAGGAGGACCACAGCCGGCUUCGGAAAGCACACACGUCCCACCGCGAAGGGAUCUGUCAGAAGGGGCAGAAAACCAUGCUCCGCAAAAGGAAGGGGGCACCUGGGCAAAGGGAGGGAGCCCGCACCAGUCAGAGCAGUCACAGGAGAGGGUUUGUUUGUUUUAAACCUGCUGCCUAUUAGUGUCAUUGGGUGACCCCUAGUUCUUGUGUUCUGUGGAGUAAAUAACACUUCCUCAUUUAUUUUCUCCACCCCAGUCAUGACAGAUAUAUUCAGGCCUCUGGCCCUUCAGUUAGGGGCUGAGAAGCUUUUUGGGUUAGGGAGGAGAGAGGGUUUUUGGCCUUUUUCUACGUCGGGGAAAAGGGCACCAACCAUUUUAUCCCCUUUGCAGGUCACCUUUCAGAACCCUGUGCGAGCACUGUUGCAGUUAAGCUGCAGUCAUUACCCUUUGCUAUUAUUUGACUAAGUCAGUUUCCUGGGAGAUGUCCCACUAAAGAAGAUGCCUGAUUUAGCCUGGCCCCAUUAAGGGUACUGCGGCAGCUUACAUUUCCACAGCCCCUUUCAUACCAAAGUGCUUUACAUAUGCUACAGAUACAAGACCACGGCAUUGCAGGCCCCUGGAGGGGGAGAGCGGUCACCAGCGGGCACAGGAAACACACAGCGGGCAGUGUUUGUCAAUGCCAAUGAAGCAGCACCUUGCCCUUCCAAACACAUUCUGGGCUCUGAGGGCUCACACAGAGUGGACAGUCCCCAUCGUUCAUUCUUGACUGAAAAAAAUCACAAAGUAAAAUGUAUGGAACUGCAUCGAGGAGCAAGGGCUAUGCCAGCCCUGCCCAGAACUCAACCUGUAGCACCAGGCCCGCUCAGUGUGUCAAACCUGAUGCUUAGAGCCCUAAGUUACAGUGCUCUAGCAGAGCCUAAGAGCUUUCUCUCUCUCUCUCCAGAAAAUGCUUCUGCCAAACAUCCCCCUUCCCUCUGUGCCCUGGCUCGGCAUGAAGCAGAGCUAAGAAUCAGGGUGGAAUGUUUCCUGAUGUGCUACGCUGCUCAAAGAGGCAACGGUCCCAAUCCCUGGUGGAGCUUUGUAUUUUUAGAUGAACAGAACUCCAUGUGGCAGCCUUACAAAUCUCCAUAACUGAAACAUUUCUCAGGCAAUGAAUGACUUCAAUAGGGUCAAGUGUUUACCCUAUAAAUACAACUGUUUUAUAACUGGUUUUUCCUCACCAGAACAGUGUGUCAACUAUGUUGUGUGUCCAUACCUACCAAUCUGCCCACCUGUGGUUGUACCAAUGCAUUCUGGGAAGAUCUGGACUGCUGUCCCAAUGCUUCAACAAGGGAUAGAGUGCUGAGAGGAUGCGCUCCCAGAAGGGAGUGGGACAUGCAGCUCCUAGCGUGAGCGCUCUCACACAUACUCGUUGCUGACUCAGGGAUUAUCCUGUUAUCACUGUCCUGGUCUCCAGAAGAUUAUUUACCAGAAGUUGCUCAGGUGGUUUGCUUUGCUAGCAUGUAUAAUAAUACCUGACCGAGCACUUCAAAACUACUGUGGAAACUGUGGUAAAGAAGUGAUGCUGAGUUCAUGACAUAGGAUCUUACACAUUUCUUGGUUAGGUUUCUACAGGGGAGAUCAUACACUCCUUGGGGCAAAGGCUCUGUCUUCCUAUACAUUUGUACAGCACCAAGCACAACGGAGCUCUAAUUCUGACUGUAGCCCUCAGGCGCGAAUGCCGUAUACAGAAUAAUAUAGCAAAGAAGUAUGGCUCGUCAGUGCUGCUGGAAGUGGCCCCCUGGGUGGUGUUCAAGAACCCCUAUAUGCCAUACUUGGCUUCUGAGAAGUCUUGGUGAGCCCAAGUCUGGACCCACACCAGGAGAACACCAGCACCGAGGUGAAGACCUAGUGAACCCAGAUCCAGUAAGGUGCUAGGUGGAGAUCACAAACCACAGAGUGGUGUCACUUGUCGUCUUGUCAUGAUGCACAUUUCUGCCAGGUAACCCUGAAAUGAACUGCACCAGCCCCUGCUCUCGUUGCUGUUGGUGGGUUGGCAGGAGUUUAACAGGGGGCUGAGUUUGGGCCAUUGUUUAAAAAUCAAAGGCUCAGAGCUUGGUGCAAGCAUGACUGAGCUGCCUUGCUCUAGUCGAGCAGUGCAGCCACAAUGCCAACCCAGGCGCCUGAUGUAGGCUGUAUUCGGGGACUGAAACCUGUGUUCCGUUACAGGCUGUCACUUUGGGCGGGGGGGGGGGGCGGCUAGGGGGCUCUGAGAAGUGUGUGACCAGGGUCCUCAGCAGUCAGCCUGCGAAAGAGCUAAUCUGGAGCAGGGUGAGCUGUGCCUCAGGGAGCAGCCUGCUUUCUCUCUCUCUUCAUUCGGUUGUGUUCGAUUCCUGGAGUCUAAGAAAUAAAGUCGUGUGACUUGGCAACCUUCCA
Molecule: messenger RNA, 8815 nt
Organism: Caretta caretta (loggerhead turtle)
Lineage: Eukaryota; Metazoa; Chordata; Testudines; Cheloniidae
Gene: DHX57
Product: DExH-box helicase 57
Cellular component (GO): intracellular anatomical structure
Molecular function (GO): helicase activity; RNA binding; metal ion binding
Source: RefSeq, a predicted model, not a curated record